UGAUAUCGAAUAAGAAGAAGAAGUUAUUACUACGUUUAGUUUCAUAUAUAUUCGAUUUUGAUUGUAUUCUUUGUUCAAGUAACUUUUAUAAAAAUUAUUUAUUUAAUAUUAUCCAAACAAAAUGAAUUUGGAGCAAAAAGUUGUUAAAGAAGAUAUCGAUGUUCAAUAAUAGUGUUUUUGGAAUAUGGAUAUUAAACAAGAGUUAAGUGACGAUUUGGAUGAGACCGCUUUUCCAAAUGUAAAUACUGAAAUUAUUAUUAAAAAAGAAAUACAUGACGAACUAAACAAAGGUGAAAUAUUUGGAUCAUCUAUAGUUGCAUCCAAAACAAAGAGGCACAGCUCUCUUAAACUUAAUAUACCAAACAUUAGAAACAAAUUUAAAUAUCCUGGAAGACGAACUAAAUCAAAAGGAUACCUCAAAAUUAGACAACACUCAAAUCGAGGACUUAUGAUCUGUGAAUUUUGUGGAAACUUAUAUACAAAAUUGGGAGAAUAUGUUUGCCACUUGUCUACAAAUCAUUGUAUAAAUGAAAAGAAAUCCAAAUAUAGGAAAAGUUGUAGAAGAAGGCGAGUAACUGCCUAUGCCAUUUCCAGAAAUCACAAUGAAGAUGUUAAAAAUGAAAUUGAAAUAGAAGAACAUACUGUGAAAGAAGAGGAGGAUGUUAGAUCGAAUAAUAAUUUCGAGUUGAGUUUAGAUGAUGGUCUGAUAAGACAUUCAAAAGAAAAGCCAUUUAAAUGUGACAUUUGUUUUAAAACUUUUUCAUGGAAACAUAGUUUCAAUACUCAUUUACGUAUCCACACAGGCGAAAAACCAUUCAAAUGUGACAUUUGUUUAAAAACUUUUUCUCAGAAAUGUAAUUUGAUUGAACAUUUGCGUAGCCACACAGGAGUAAAGCCAUUCAAAUGUGACGUUUGUUUGAAAACUUUUUCAUGGAAAAAUAAUUUCAAUACACAUUUACGUAUACACACAGGAGAAAAGCCCUUUAAAUGUUCAGUUUGUUCAAAAUCUUUCUCGCAGAAAAAUAAUUUGACUAUACAUUUGCGUAGUCAUAGAGGAGUGAAGCCUUUCAAAUGUGACAUUUGUUUAAAAACUUUUAUACUUAAAAUUCAUUUGACUGGACAUUUACGUUGUCACACAGGAGAAAAACCGUUCAAAUGUGACAUUUGUUUGAAAACUUUUUCUCAGAAGUGCAAUUUGAUUGAACAUUCACGUAGUCACACAGGAGAAAAGCCAUUCAAAUGUGACGUUUGUUUGAAAGCUUUCACACAAAAAAGUCAUUUAAACGAACAUUUGCGUUGUCACACUGGAGAGAAGCCGUUCCAAUGUGAUCUUUGUUUGAAAGCUUUUACACAAAAAAGUCAUUUGAAUGAACAUUUUCGCUGUCAUACAGGAGAAAAGCCAUUCAAGUGUGAUGUUUGUUUUAAAACUUUCUCGCAUAAAAAUUCUUUGAAUAUACAUGUUAAUUAGAAAGUCUUAUGGCAAUGUUGCUAUAGGAUAUGUGCAGGUCACUGCGGAACAUGAGGGUCGUAAGUCACCGUACCAUGUCACCUUAACGUACCACGAGAAAGAUUCUGCGGUACAAAGUGUUAAUUGUGACGAUUGCGCAGCAAGUGCUGGUGGUUGCGAGCAAGCUAUUGCAUCGCUGUCCUGGCUUCACAGACGAAGCGAAGAACCAGAUUCAACGUCGGUGAAGUGCUCCCGGUUGAAAUCGAAAUUAUCCUCAGCAGAUACGUCGGUUAAAUAUUCAAAAACAAAAGAUAUUGCGAAGAAAAUAACUUCCGACGAACCUACCGACGGGAGCUUUUUGAGGGCCGUAGUGGAAGAGUCAAAAAAAAGGUCGUUAAAUACACAACUAGGUAACUACUUUUACGACCCGUCAAAUGCUGUUCAACUUUCUUUGCACAGAUUAUUUCAUGCUUUUAAAAGCACGGGAGCAUGUAUUUCGGAUUUUGAAUUAUUUAUUAAAUACUGUUCGGAUCGUAUGACUUCGAGUGCUUGCUGUGAAGUUUCAAAACUCACCACCGAUCGAGCCGGCUGUCCAUUGUGGUACGAACUACGUUAUGGUCGCAUUACUGCCUCCAUAGCUCACCAAGCUGCUCGUAGUGAAAUUUUAAAUGGGUGUCUUGUUGAAAGAAUUCUUGGCGCAUAUAACCAAGUAGAUUCAGUAGCUAGGCAACGAGGAAGAAAAUUUAAAGCAUUGGUUUUUGCUGAACUUGGACGACAAACCAAAAUUAAAUUCGAAAAGUGUGGAUUACUAUUGGAUAAGGACCUGCCCAUCUUUGCGGCUUCAUCAGAUGGCUUAAGCGAUGAAUACACUCUGGAAAUUAAAUGCCCGGCUAACGAGAAAACAUUCGCAACAUAUUUUACCGAUGGCCGGCCUGGAAAUCAGUAUAGAGCCCAGUUACAGAUGCAGAUGCAUUUUGCUAAGAAGAAUAAAGCAGUUUUUUGUAUUGCUUAUCCAGAUUUUGAAAUAUCUAAGUCUAUACAUGUAAUAUAUGUCGACUAUGACGAAAAGUAUUGUAAAGUUUUGUUUGAAAAAUGUUCUGAAUUUUGGCAAAAGUCAGUAUAUCAAAAAAUGUGUGCCUCAGUUUAAUAUCAGACAUGUUGAUAGAAAAAUUAAUAGAGCGUUUUCAUGAAAA
Messenger RNA from Diorhabda sublineata, 2640 nucleotides. RefSeq names its product zinc finger protein OZF-like. NCBI's taxonomy places the organism in Eukaryota, Metazoa, Arthropoda, Insecta, Coleoptera, Chrysomelidae. Gene Ontology annotation, molecular function: DNA-binding transcription factor activity, RNA polymerase II-specific; RNA polymerase II cis-regulatory region sequence-specific DNA binding. The coding region runs from base 185 to 1468 and encodes 427 amino acids. The record is from RefSeq and is a predicted model, not a curated record. Gene Ontology annotation, biological process: regulation of transcription by RNA polymerase II; central nervous system development. The transcript has 3 exons. Gene Ontology annotation, cellular component: nucleus.